Jatropha curcas is the source of this 3509-nucleotide messenger RNA. RefSeq names its product Transcription factor jumonji (jmjC) domain-containing protein. The record is from RefSeq and is a predicted model, not a curated record. NCBI's taxonomy places the organism in Eukaryota, Viridiplantae, Streptophyta, Magnoliopsida, Malpighiales, Euphorbiaceae. Gene Ontology annotation, molecular function: transcription coregulator activity; histone H3K9 demethylase activity; chromatin DNA binding. Gene Ontology annotation, biological process: regulation of transcription by RNA polymerase II. Gene Ontology annotation, cellular component: histone deacetylase complex; chromatin.
AACCACUAACAGAUAGCUAUUAAAAUAGAAAUACUAAAUAGUUAAUAUCCAAUCGAACCAAACUCCCAAUCGGAAUCGGUGAUAUGGAGUGUCGAACCGGACAGAAGGAGAAAGCAAAGGAAGAGAUUCUACAUGAUCUACCGGUUCUCAGCUGUCAGUCUUGCGACUCAAGUAGCAAAUGAAAAGAUACCGUGGAGAAGAUUGCAUAACGCGAUUUCCUAUCAGAUUCGGAUUGAUAAUUAAUGUUGCGGGCCCAAAAAAGCCCCGUAGCCUAUUCGAAACAAAGCGGUGCAGUAAAUCCGCGCUUCUAUUCUUUUUACUAUAAAUACAUAACGCUCAUCUCCCCAGUCCUCUUGACAAUUGACAUCCGAUUCUCAAAUCGUUAAUAUUCACGGUCAUCGUUCUCUCCUCCCGUUUUCCUUCUUCCUAAUUCCUAUUGGAUUCUCGAUAAGCGCAAACACCAGACCAUCGCUCUCUCCCGAAUUAUACAAAUAGCUAUCUGCAAUAUCAAAGAAUUACGUUGAUUUCAAUCUCAAUUUCGACAGAUAAAGCUGUUAUGAUGGCUGCAGCAAUUGCUAAGAGGGACCGGUUUGGCCACCAUAAUGAUCAUAAAACGCGGGGAAUGGGAAAACCCGUGCUCACACCGAAGAGACUAGAUGCGAAAACUCUGCAGGGUAGAAUUAAUAAGAGAAUAUGGAAAGAAGCACAAAAUGAUGAUGAUGAGUGGUCACCCGUACCGAGAAAAAGAACUUCAGCUUCAUCCAAGAAAGUAAGGUUGACUCCUGAUUUUGAUUUCUCAAAGGGCAGCGGCAUUCCAAAGAAGCGGCGGAGUGCCUUAAAUAAGAGUAGUAGUUUUGUAGUUAUAGAUGUAGAGGAUGAUUCAGAAGAGGAAGUCUUAGAGCAACUGUGUAUUGUAAAUCUGAGACAAAGCAAAAGACGCAGAAUUUCAAAUAGGGAAGUAAGUAAAAGAAAUACCAGGGAUACAAAGGAGGAGAGUGUAGAUUUUGCAAAUGCUUCUUCCUGUACUUCAUCCUCUCUGUCAACUUCUACGUCAGCUGCUUCAGCUAUAAAGAGUGAAGACAGCAGCAACAGCACAUGUGCAAUGAGAAAUGUGAAGGCCAAAAUAGAAGCACGCCCAAAGUGUCAUCAGUGCAUGAAAAAUGAAAGAAAAGUUGUUGUCCCUUGCAGGAAGUGUAAAAGCAAAAUGUAUUGUAUACAAUGUAUCAAGCACUGGUAUCCAGAGAUGACAGAAGAAGAAAUUGCAGAACAAUGUCCAUUUUGUCGUCGAAAUUGCAACUGCAAUGUGUGUCUGCAUUCCAGUGGGUUGAUUAAGACAUCAAAUCGGGAAAUCACUAACAGUGAAAAGGUUCAGCAUCUAGAAUAUUUGAUCAAGUUACUGCUUCCAUUUCUGGAAAAAAUCUGUGAAGAACAAACGCUAGAGUUGCAAAUUGAGGCUAGCAUUCUUGGUUCCGUACCUGAGGUAGCUGAGAUCUUCUGUAACAACGAUGAGCGUGUCUUUUGCAACCAUUGUGCAACUUCUAUUGUUGACUUCCACCGCAGCUGUCCAAAAUGCAUUUAUGAAUUGUGUCUCCAUUGUUGUCAAGAACUUCGUGAAGGAAGUUUGUCAAGCCGUGAUGAAAUAAAGUUUCAAUAUGUAAACCGAGGAUCUGAUUAUAUGCAUGGUGGAGAUCAAUUGCCUGGUGGUUUUGAAAAUCCUGAGGAUCGAAGUGAACCACCAACUUUCCAGUGGAAUGCCAAUUGUGAUGGUAGUAUUUCUUGUGCCCCAAAAGAAAUGGGUGGUUGUGGUGAUUGUUUGUUGGAGCUAAAGCGUAUCCUUCCAGUGGGAUGGAUUUCAGAGUUGAAAAAAGAGGCGGGUGAUUUAUUGGGUUUCUUUGACACUGAAAAGAAUAAUUUGACUUGCAAAUAUUCUGAAGCAGGGGAAGAGAUGUUGUUGAGAGCAGCUUACAGAGAAGGAUCUGAGGAUAAUUACUUGUAUUGCCCACCUUUCAGUGACAUUCAAGAGGAUGUAGGGCUUUUUCACUUUCAAAAGCAUUGGGUUAGAGGUGAACCUGUUAUUGUUCGUGAUGCACUGGAAAAAACAACUCGUUUGAGCUGGGAGCCAAUGGUCAUGUGGCGUGCAUUAUGUGAAAAUGUGGAUUUAGAGACAAGUGCUAAGAUGUCUGAAGUGAAGGCCAUUGAUUGCCUGGCUAGUUGUGAGGUGGAAAUUAAUGCUCGACAAUUUUUCAAGGGCUAUAUAGAAGGGAGAAGAUAUAAAAAUUUUUGGCCUGAGAUGCUGAAGCUGAAGGAUUGGCCACCGUCCGAUAAGUUUGAGGACCUUUUGCCACGCCACUGUGAUGAGUUUAUCAGCGCAUUACCUUUCCAAGAAUACAGUGACCCCAAGGCUGGCAUCCUUAACUUAGCCGUUAAAUUUCCGCCAGGGCUACUCAAACCAGACCUGGGUCCAAAAACUUACAUUGCUUAUGGAACAACAGAAGAGCUUGGAAGAGGGGACUCUGUGACCAAUCUUCAUUGUGAUAUGUCAGAUGCGGUGAAUAUUUUGACACAUACUGCGGAGGUGGCUUUAAGCGAAGAACAGCAAACUGCCAUUCAGAAGCUGAAAAGGAAACAUAGGGAACAAGAUGAGAAAGAACGUCAAGAGCUACAUGAAGUAGUUGAGUGCUGUAGAAACUGGAAAGAGAAGGACGUAUUGGAAGCUACUGAGCUAGAUAUGGAGAUUUCAGACAAUAAGCUAAGAGAAGAGACAGAACCUGGUUUGAUUGCUAGAGUGGAAUUAGAGGAGACAUGUGGUGCAUUGUGGGAUAUUUUCAGAAGAGAGGAUGUCCCGAAGUUAGAAACAUAUCUAAGAAAGCACUCAAAGGAAUUUAGGCACACAUACUGUUGUCCAGUGGAACAGGUUGCCCAUCCAAUUCAUGAUCAGUGUUUUUAUUUAACUUCGGAGCAUAAAAAGAAGCUGAAAGAGGAAUUCGAAGUUGAACCUUGGUCAUUUGGACAGAGAGUUGGAGAAGCCGUAUUUAUCCCUGCUGGUUGCCCACAUCAAGUUAGGAAUCUCAAGUCAUGUACGAAAGUUGCAGUAGAUUUUGUCUCUCCUGAAAAUCUCCAUGAGUGCUUUCGCUUAACUGAGGAGUUUCGGCAGCUUCCAAAGAAUCACAAGGCUAGAGAAGACAAACUUGAGGUCAAGAAAAUGAUUAUAUAUGCAAUUGAACAUGCAGUAAAAGAUUUGAAAGAGCUAAUAUUAUCCAGCGGCGAUGAGUUUACUUCAAGCAGAGCAGAAAACAGUAGAAGAUUUGAAAGAGCUUAGAGCUAAUAUUAUUCAGCAAUGAAAGCAGCAGCUAGAGAAAACACCACUAAUUGUUUUUUUUUUUCAAAUUUUGAACUAAUUGUUAACUCCCUUUGAUAGGAAUUAAUGCCAGUCUAGGUCAAUUCUUUGGCAGCUUGUAACAGGUAGCAAUUUUUUUGAGAGAUAUAAAAGAAAGUAUACCUUGAUAUUA